Gracilinanus agilis (Agile Gracile Mouse Opossum) is the source of this 9535-nucleotide messenger RNA. RefSeq names its product dedicator of cytokinesis 5 (gene DOCK5). The transcript has 52 exons. Gene Ontology annotation, molecular function: guanyl-nucleotide exchange factor activity; GTPase activator activity; small GTPase binding. Lineage: Eukaryota; Metazoa; Chordata; Mammalia; Didelphimorphia; Didelphidae. Bases 1 to 5619 code for a protein of 1872 amino acids. Gene Ontology annotation, cellular component: plasma membrane; cytoplasm. The record is from RefSeq and is a predicted model, not a curated record. Gene Ontology annotation, biological process: cell migration; small GTPase-mediated signal transduction.
AUGGCCCCUCUAUCUGGUCUCUGUUUCUUUGGCUCCAUCUACAACUACAAUGCCUCCCAAGACAUCGAGCUGUCCUUGCAGAUCGGGGACACGGUCCACAUUCUGGAGAUGUACGAAGGUUGGUUCAGAGGAUAUACGCUGAGAAAUAAGUCCAAAAAGGGGAUUUUCCCUGAAACAUACAUUCAUUUGAAAGAGGCGACGGUGGAGGAUCGAGGGCAACAUGAGACGGUGAUUCCCAGCGAGGUGCCCCUGGUGCAGGAACUCACGUCUACCCUUCGAGAAUGGGCGGUCAUCUGGCACAAGCUCUACGUGAACAACAAGGUCACCCUCUUCCGGCAGCUGCAGCAGAUGACCUACAGCCUCAUCGAGUGGAGGUCGCAGAUCCUGUCGGGGACCCUCCCCAAGGACGAGCUGGCCGAGCUCAAGAAGAAGGUCACAGCCAAGAUUGACCAUGGCAACAGAAUGCUUGGACUCGACCUUGUGGUACGAGAUGACAAUGGAAACAUCUUGGACCCAGACGUGACCAGCACCAUCGCCCUGUUCAGGGCCCAUGAAGUGGCCUCCCAGCGGAUCGAAGAAAGGAUCCAGGAGGAGAAGUCCAUCCUACAGAAUCUGGACUUACGGGGCCAAUCCAUCUUCAACACAAUGCACACCUACUGCCUCUAUGUAAACUUCAAGAACUUUGUCUGCAAUAUUGGGGAAGAUGCUGAGCUGCUUAUGGCUCUUUACGACCCCGAUCAGUCCAGAUUUAUCAGUGAGAACUACCUGAUCCGCUGGGGUAGCAACGGGAUGCCGAAAGAGAUUGAGAAGCUCAACAAUCUUCAGGCAGUCUUUACUGACCUCAGCAGCACCGACCUCAUCCGGCCCAAGAUCAGUCUGGUGUGCCAAAUCAUUCGUGUGGGCCACAUGGAGCUGAAGGAGGGGAAGAAGCACACUUGUGGCCUCCGGAGGCCCUUUGGAGUGGCAGUGAUGGAUAUUACCGAUAUCAUACACGGGAAGGUUGACGAUGAAGAAAAACAACAUUUCAUUCCCUUUCAGCAGAUUGCUAUGGAAACCUACAUCCGACAAAGGCAGCUUAUCAUGUCACCCCUGAUAACCUCCCAUGUGAUCGGGGAGAAUGAGCCCCUCACGUCAGUCCUAAAUAAAGUGAUUGCAGCCAAGGAAGUGAAUCAUAAAGGACAAGGUCUUUGGGUUUCCCUGAAGCUGCUCCCUGGGGACCUCACCCAAGUACAGAAAGACUUCUCACACUUGGUUGACAGGUCCACAGCAGUAGCCCGAAAAAUGGGUUUCCCUGAAAUCAUCCUUCCAGGUGAUGUUAGGAAUGACAUCUAUGUCACCCUCAUCCACGGUGAGUUUGACAAAGGGAAGAAGAAGACCCCGAAGAAUGUAGAGGUGACCAUGUCUGUGUAUGACGAGGAUGGGACAUUGCUUGAGAAAGCCAUCCAUCCAGGAGCUGGUUAUGAAGGUAUUUCUGAGUACAAGUCUGUCGUCUACUAUCAAGUCAAACAGCCCUGCUGGUAUGAAACCGUCAAGGUAUCCAUUGCCAUUGAAGAGGUCACUCGUUGUCAUCUAAGAUUUACUUUCCGGCACAGGUCAUCACAGGAAUCCAGAGAUAAAUCUGAAAGAGCUUUUGGGGUGGCCUUUGUGAAACUGAUGAACUCAGAUGGAACCACAUUGCAGGAUGGGAGGCAUAACCUGGUGGUAUAUAAGGGAGAUAACAAGAAAAUGGAAGAUGCCAAGUUCUACCUGACCCUGCCUAGCACAAAGGUCGAGAUGGAGGACAAGGAGUUCUCCCCCAGCAAAAACACCCACUUGUCCAACUUCACCCCAACCAAGGAGAGCACCAAGGACAGCUUCCAAAUCGCCACACUUAUUUGCUCCACAAAAUUGACUCAGAAUGUUGAUCUGCUGGGCUUGUUAAAUUGGCGAUCCAAUUCCCAGAACAUAAAGCACAACUUAAAGAAGCUGAUGGAGGUGGAUGGAGGAGAAAUUGUAAAGUUCCUACAAGAUACUCUCGAUGCACUUUUUAACAUCAUGAUGGAGAUGUCCGACAAUGAAACCUACGAUUUCCUUGUAUUUGAUGCACUGGUGUUUAUUAUCUCGCUGAUAGGAGACAUCAAGUUCCAGCAUUUUAAUCCUGUCCUGGAAACCUACAUUUACAAGCACUUCAGUGCCACCUUGGCAUACGCGAAAUUAACCAAAGUCCUGAACCAUUAUGUGGGAAAUGCUGAAGACUCCAGCAAGACAGAGCUACUCUUUGCUGCCUUGAAAGCCUUGAAGUACCUCUUCAGAUUCAUUGUCCAGUCUCGUGUCCUAUACCUGAGAUUUUAUGGUCAAAGUGAAGAUGGGGAUGAAUUUAACAAUGCAAUUCGCAAGCUCUUUCUCUCCUUCAAUAAUCUAAUGGACAGACCCUUGGAGGAGGCUGUCAAGAUCAAGGGGGCGGCUCUGAAGUACCUUCCCAAUAUAAUUAAUGAUGUCAAGAUGGUGUUUGAUCCUGUCGAACUGAGCAUUCUCUUCAGCAAAUUCAUUCAGAGCAUCCCGGAUAACCAGCUGGUCCGCCAGAAGCUCAACUGUAUGACCAAGAUAGUGGAGAGUAACCUCUUUCACCAGACAGAGUGCAGAGAUGCUUUGCUGCCCCUCCUCAUUGACCAGCUCAGCGGCCAACUGGACGACAACUCCAGCAAGCCCGAUCAUGAGGCAAGCUCCCAGCUCCUCAGCAACAUCCUGGAAGUGUUGGACAGGAAGGAUGUGGGUCCUACCUCCAUGCAUAUCCAGCUGAUCAUGGAACGUCUGUUGAGGAGAAUCAACCGGACGGUGAUUGGAAUGAGUCGGCAAUCUCCCCACAUAGGCAGCUUUGUGGCUUGCAUGACCGCCAUUCUUCGGCAGAUGGACGACUUCCAUUAUAACCACUACAUCAACACUUUCAAGACCAGGCAGGAUAUCAUCGACUUCCUGAUGGAAACCUUCAUCAUGUUUAAGGACCUCAUUGGGAAGAACGUGUAUCCCCCAGACUGGAUGGUCAUGAAUAUGAUGCAGAACAGGGUUUUUCUCCGGUCUAUAAACCUAUUUGCAGAAGUUCUCACAAAGUUAUUCAUGGACCAGAAAGGCUUUGAACUCCAGCUUUGGAACAACUUUUUCCACUUGGCCGUUGCGUUCCUCACUCAUGAGUCCCUUCAGCUGGAAACCUUCUCUCAAGCCAAGCGCUCCAAAAUGAAUAAGAAAUACGGGGACAUGAGAAAGGAAAUCGGCUUUCGAAUCCGAGAUAUGUGGUAUAACUUGGGGCCCCACAAGAUCAAGUUCAUCCCCUCCAUGGUGGGUCCCAUCUUGGAGGUGACCUUGACCCCGGAGACAGAGCUCCGGAAGGCCACCAUCCCCAUCUUCUUCGACAUGAUGCAGUGUGAGUUCAAUUUCAGUGGAAAUCACAACUUCCAGAUGUUUGAGAAUGAGCUGAUCACCAAACUGGACCAGGAGGUGGAAGGAGGCCGGGGUGACGAGCAGUACAAGAUCCUGCUUGAGAAGCUGCUGCUCGAACACUGCCGGAAACACAAAUACCUCGCCAGCUCUGGAGAAGUCUUUGCCCUCCUGGUCAGCAGCCUCUUGGAGAACCUACUGGAUUACAGGACCAUCAUGCAUGACGAAAGCAAAGAGAAUCGCAUGAGCUGUACAGUCAACGUGUUGAAUUUCUAUAAGGAAAAGAAGAGAGAAGACAUUUAUAUAAGGUACUUGUACAAACUUCGGGAUCUGCAUCGGGACUGUGAGAACUACACAGAGGCUGCAAACACCCUCCUCCUGCAUGCCGAGCUUCUCCAGUGGUCAGAUAAGCCCUGUGUACCCCACUUGCUCCAGAGGGACAGCUACCAUGUCUAUUCCCAGCAAGAGCUCAAAGAGAAGCUGUACCAAGAAAUCAUCUCCUAUUUCGACAAAGGCAAAAUGUGGGAGAAAGCCAUCAAGCUCAGCAAGGAGUUGGCCGAGAACUACGAGAGCAAAGUGUUCGACUACGAGGGGCUUGGCAACCUCCUGAAAAAACGGGCCUCGUUUUACGAGAACAUCAUCAAAGCGAUGAGACCCCAGCCGGAAUACUUUGCCGUCGGUUACUACGGACAGGGCUUCCCGUCAUUUCUUCGGAACAAAAUCUUCAUCUAUCGAGGAAAGGAGUACGAGCGGAGAGAAGACUUCAAUCUGAAACUGCUGACUCAGUUUCCCAAUGCUGAGAAGAUGACCAGUACAACGCCUCCUGGAGAGGAAAUCAAAUCAUCUCCCAAACAGUAUGUGCAGUGCUUCACGGUGAAGCCCGUCAUGAACCUGCCUUCAAAUUACAAGGACAAACCUGUACCAGAACAGAUCUUGAACUACUAUCGGGCCAACGAGGUGCAGCAGUUCCAGUAUUCCCGACCCUUUCGGAAAGGAGAAAAGGAUCCCGACAACGAGUUCGCGACACUGUGGAUCGAGAGGACCACCUACACCACCGCCUAUACCUUUCCCGGGAUUCUCAAGUGGUUUGAAGCCAAGCAGAUUACCACGGAAGAAAUCAGCCCCUUGGAGAAUGCCAUUGAGACCAUGGAGCUCACCAACGAGAAGAUCAGCAAUAGUGUCCAGCAGCAUGCCUGGGACCGCUCGCUCUCCUUACACCCCCUCUCCAUGCUACUCAAUGGCAUUGUAGACCCCGCUGUCAUGGGCGGGUAUUCCAACUAUGAAAAGGCCUUCUUCACAGAGAAAUACCAGCAGGAGCACCCGGAGGACCAGGACAAGAUUGAACUGCUCAAACGCCUGAUUGCCUUGCAGAUGCCCCUCCUUGGAGAAGGGAUCCGAAUUCAUGGAGAGAAGCUGACGGAGCAGCUGAAGCCUCUACAUGACCGGCUGACCACCUGUUUCCGGGAGCUCAGGGAAAAAGUGGAGAAACUCUAUGGAGUCAUCACUCUGCCUCCCACCUUGACAGAGAGGAAGCAGAGCAGGACCGGCUCCGUGGUGCUGCCCUACAUCAUGUCCUCCACCCUCCGGAGACUGUCCGUCACCUCGGUGGCUUCCUCGGUGAUUUCGACGUCUUCCACCUCCUCCGAUAGUGCUCCCUCCAGGCCAGGAUCAGAUGGAUCCAUUCUGGAGCCCCUCCUGGAGCGGCGGGCUUCGUCAGGUGCCAAAGUGGAAGACGUGUCUCUCAGAGAUGACGGCGACAACCGGAUCGGCAAGUUCAAACGGAAAGACUGGAAUAUUAGCAAGUCUCAGGUCAUCGCGGAGAGAGAGCCAGAAGCUGACCUAAUGAGUCCUGCCAGCAAAGUACAAAGACCCAAGAGUCUCCAGUUAGUGGACAGUCGGCUGACACUCUUCCAAAGCUCCCCCCUACCCUCAUCUAUGCCUCUGAGCCCUCCCCCACUGACCCCCAAAACUCCCCGGACCCAGAGCUCACCAACAUUGCAGGUAGAUGGACUGAUGGUUGGUGGUGCAAAGGUCCCACCUCCACCCCCUCCCAAGAGCAAGCCCUACGAGAGUAGCAGCCAGAGGAACUCAGCAGAGGUUGCACCCCCACUUCCCAUCCGGCGAGAAGCAAAGGGCCCUUCGCCUCCACCUCCACCUCCCAAGGCCCGCAAGUCAGGCGUCCCUUCAUUGGAACCAGGAUCACAAUGAAGACUCUGCCUCUCCUCCUCAGUGCCUGUCUAGUAUUUUGGAACUGCCAGUAUGGACAGUCAAUCUCAUGACUAGCUUCCAAGGGGCAAUGGCUCCAUUGUCCCUGUUUUCCAUUCCCUCGAUCCUGGCACCAUCGCCUCAUCUGGGAUGACCUAGAACUUGGAUCGACUCCUUUGAAAGCUUCCCCUCCAGUCACGUUCCAAGGCCAUCUCACUCCUUCCAAAGAAUUCCAAAACCGAUUCCAGUCUCGGCAUGAUCCUCAAGCAUCUCCCUUCAGCCCCCUGCCACUGGGGCCUCCAGAGAUGGUUUCUGGCCAUCUACUUAUCCAGCGUGACCCUUCAGUCCUUUCCUUGUCCAUUAGAGGCAUUUCUUGCCUUACUUCUGAAAAGCGAUGGUGGAGUUUCCUUCCUCACGUGGAUAUAUUCCAACCCGUGUCCCUAAACAAUGAGAGACCCUCAUCUGGGCCCUUUUUGUAGCUGAAGUAACAAUAAGUUAUUAGUAUGUAUGAUGCACUCCUUGAGAAAAGGGAACAUGUCUAAGGUAAGGCCAGAAGCACCAUCUUUUGGUGUAAAAAACAAUACCUGUGGAGGUAGGAUUAGACUAGAGGUCCACUGGGUACCUCUAAAAUCCUCUAAUCCCAUGAGUCUGUGGGCAGCUUACAAGGAACCCUGUUGAUCGUGGUUGUGAACUAGAAUGAAAAAAUGGGUUGGAUGCCCCCCCUCCUAAAGCCAAUAGAACUCAAAAGACUUUUUUAAAAUAGUUGAGGUAAUAUUAAAUUAAAUGACAGUACCAAGAGCUAAAAACAAAGAGGAAUAAGAAUUAAGAAGAAUAAACUAAGAGGAAUAUUUUCAAGAUGAUCUGGUGAUAUCGUGGGUCUUCCCUGCUCUCCUGGGAGUCCGCAUGCCUUGCCUGGCUGGUGGCCUUCCAUUCUGGGGAUUCUGUCAAGUCAAGAAGCAUUUAUUAAGCAUUUCCUGUGUGCCCGGCAUGAUACCAAAUACUGGGAACACAAGCACAAAUAGAAAGACUAGCCUUGCCCUCGAGGAGCUUAUAUUAGAAUAUUGGAGGAGAACUCUUAAAAGUGGGUGGUUGGAGAAGGGAGAGAGGGUUGGCCAACACGAUGGAGAAAAUCUCAGGAUGGGAGCCUUGAGAGACAGGUGACCUCCCUGGAGCCUCCGUGUUACUGUAACUGCCCCCUUCCCGUGACAAGUCCCACACAGCCCAUGACAUGAUCUCCUCUGCGCUGGCAUGAACUGUGAGUGAGGAGUCCUGGGUGUGAAUGCCCUUGGCCCAGGCAGUCUGACCUUCAGUGUCCUCCAUCCCAUUUUCCCCAGCAUGGUGACCUGAUCUUGCUUCUCUAUUUGGUAGGAUGCAGGCUAACAUGUUCCUUUUCCACAUAUUUGAUUUUGCCCUCUAAUGUCUACAAAAUUCCCCCAAGGAAGCACCUCUGGAGCCUCCAUGAUGCUCUAAAAAUGUGUCCAUUUUGGGCUGAGCCUGUGAUGUGGGGAUCUCCUCCAUGCAGAUUCCCAACUGCCCUUCAGAGUCAUAAUCUGAGAAUGGGGCCUGAGGGUACUAAGAGGCUAAAUGAUUUGGCUCUGGUCAAUGUGGGUCAGAAGAGGGAUUUGCACCCCUGAUUUUCCGGGCCUGGCGGCCAGCUUUCCAUCCAGGAGGCUCUCCUUGCACACAGCAGAUGGUUAAUAUUUGAACUUUCUUAGCAACGUGACCCUUAGGCAAAGUAAAGAGUAAAAGAAGCCGUUCUGGCUGCUGGAAGCUGGCCAGUUUGGAGUGUGAAUGAUGCUUCCUUUCAUCCCACAAGGCCAUUUCCAAUAGGGAUGAGGAAGGGGAUGAGAAGAAACUUCAUUUGGACCUGGGAGGAAGGGCAGGAUUUCAACAGGUAGAGACCGAGUAUGUGCAUAGUGUUUAGAAAGAGCUGCCCCAUCCCUUCCAGGAGUUAUCAUUCCUGCAGAGGACCCUACCUAGCGUCCCCUCUGUCCCAUGUAGCAGGAUCUUUCUCUAGAUGCAAGACUUUUUAACCAGAAGUCCAUGAACUUGGAUGGAGGGAAAAUUACUUUUUGUUUCCACUAACCUCCAAAAUUUAGCAUUUCCUUCCAUGAUGAAUAUGAGAAACAAGUAUUAUUAUUAUGCCCAAAGGCUUCGCCACACUGCCAGGGGGGUCUAGGACAUUAAAAAGGGUAAGAAGGCCUUCUUUAAAAGCAGAAAGAGUCAAAAAAAAGGGGGGGGGGCCUCUGGCAGAGAGCUGAUGGGAAGGAACUGGGAGUAAAUUUAGGUUUUCCCAUCUGCCUUUUUUAGGAUCAUUUUGCAUGGCCUCUCCCUUGCUCCCUGAGGGAAAGGAGCCUGAAGGACCUCUUUCAUUUUAGGGGUGAGGUAACCAGAAAAGCAGGAAGCUAACAGCGUCACCCUCCCACCCCACAAAGUUGGUAUUCAGUGGAGAUGUGCAAAGAUUCCUGGACUUGGAGGCUUUCUUUGCCAUUGAUUUUGUCAUCUACCACAAGUCUCUUUCCUUCCCUAGAACUCAGUUUGUUCAUUUGUAAAAUAGAUUGGAUGAGAUGCAGGCUCACAGGAGAGCAGACAGGAAAUGCACAGUUUUGGUUGUAAGAUGGAAUGUAGGGGCUUAAAAAGGGGGCAGAAGAGGAAAUUGGCCCACAUCCAUGCAAAGCACUGAGGAUGACCCCGGUUGUCUGAUGGGGCUAAGUGUGGCCCUCCAAGGACUAGACCAGUGCUAGACCAGGGCUCAUUCUGCCAUCUUUUAUUGUGUUUACCCCAUUAAUUGAAAUUAUGUUCCUUAUUCCUUCCUACACACACACACACACACUCACACUCACUCACACUCACUCACACUCACACUCACACUCACACCAUGACAAUUUAAAUGCAUAGAAUUAAGGGCAACCUGCCAACCACCUCCCCAUUUCACAAACUGCCAAAAUGGCCCAAAACAAUCCAAACUCUUCGAUAACCAAACCUUCCCACACGGUACCAUUUGAGAGUGCAGUGCUUGGAAAUCCAUUCCUUGGCCAUGUGGACGUGCCGUUGGUCACGCCAGACACAAGUUCUGCUUCGUGAGAGUGCGGCGAAGCAUGUUUAAGCUCUGAUCAGCAGAAGGACAAAGAGGUUCCUCUCCUUUCCUUCAGUGAUGUGAUGAAGAAAAGAUGUUGAAUCUCCUGAAAUCUGGGUCAUUCUAUCAAGCAACCCUUCUGAAGCGUUUAUUAAUAUCUUGUCUUCAUCUUCAAGGUUAUACCAUUGUGAGAAACGAUCGAAGAUCAUGGUGAAAUGGCCUCCCGGGGCCAUGAUCUGUAACACUGGUGCCUGGGGCCAGUGAUGGCCGGCAGAAGGCUCCCCCCACCUACAGCCCAGAAGGAAGUGCAGCCCAAGAUGAUCCCUCAAAAUGUCCCACCCUCAUGGCAAACUAGAAAGCUUGGGGAGGGAAGGCCCGCUAGGGAACGAGAAGGACGGCUUUCUUCAAGCUUUUAAAUAGCAAUCCUGAACAAGCGUGAUGUGACUUUCUCCUCCAUCCCAGAGGGAAAACCUAGAACAAAGGAUACAAGUUUUAAAGGGAGAUUGUAGAGGGCCUGACUGGAAUGAGAGCUAUUGCCAAAUGCAAUUGUCCUCCUUGGGCCAUGGCGAGAUCUUCACUGGGUGUCAGGAAGUCAAGGUUGGGAGGCCACCUGAGGCAGCCAUUUGUGGCAUGGAAUCUUUUGGAAGUAUGAGUUGAUUUAGAUGACUGGUGAAAUCCCUCCCCGCUCAGAGGCUCUCAUGAUUGCAUACCUUUCUUCUGCAUAAUCUUUGAGUGGCUUCCUUAGAUCCAUACUUAGGAAAGAUGUUUUGAGAAGGCUGCAAUUUUUUUUGUUGAGAUUUGCUGUUAUUUAUUUAUUUUUAAAUUAAACCUGGAAUUGAUUUU